Messenger RNA from Penicillium cataractarum, 1431 nucleotides. RefSeq names its product amino acid starvation-responsive transcription factor GCN4 (gene cpcA). Gene Ontology annotation, molecular function: DNA-binding transcription factor activity. Bases 1 to 1431 code for a protein of 476 amino acids. The record is from RefSeq and is a predicted model, not a curated record. The transcript is spliced from 2 exons. Gene Ontology annotation, biological process: regulation of DNA-templated transcription. NCBI's taxonomy places the organism in Eukaryota, Fungi, Ascomycota, Eurotiomycetes, Eurotiales, Aspergillaceae.
AUGGCUGAUGGAGAGGUACAUGAUCGGUACCUGGCCGAAGAGGCUGAGAGAUGGAUGUUGAAGUCUCCUUUUCAGGAACCUCUGAACUUCAGCAUCGCUUCGCGUAGCUCAAGUUCUCCCCAAAUCACUAUUUCUCCGAUCGACAUUUCGUCGUUCACCACGGAUCACUCCCAGCAAACAUGGCUUCCCACGCCCCCGCCCACACAGCCCUUGGCUUCCAGUUCGAACAACAGCAACAGCAACAACAACAACAGUGCCCUCGAGGACUUUGUGCUCUAUCCAACUCCACCAGCUCCUCAUCCGCAGCCUCAUCCACGAGACUCGCGCUUGCUAGCUCCAUCGAGCACUACCCUUAGACCGUCUGCUCUCCAGCCUUUCUUGGCUCAGAACAAUCCUAGAAGACACUCUUUUAGUCUGCAGUUGCAACGUCACCUCCAGCAACAGUUCUCUGGCUCGCCUAUCCCAGACCCCAGAGUGACCAAGCUUGCCCGGUCUCCUUCUCACUGGUCUUAUCCCAAUUCCAUCGCGCACACUCCGCAGCAUCACGCCGCUUCCGUGCCCUCACGUUCCCCUCACCGUCCCCCAGUUCCCCAGUUUUCUACCACACACAAGAUUCUGCCUACGCGCACCUCCCGUCGCAAUAUGUCUACUCCCAACUUCUCAGGUAAUACCUCCACACUCUUGCCACGCUCGUCCAACAUCCCAACUCACACAUCAUCUUCAGACCACGACGUCGAGCUCUUCGGCCUUCCCUCUGCUGGCUUCACCGCCGGCAUGGGUUCGCCGUUUGAACUUGGCCUCCCUCUGGAGUCUGACUCCGGUGCUUUCUCUCCUGCUCCUCAGGGAACAGUCUCGCCCAAGGAUCUCAUGAACGAGGGCAGCUCUUUCCCACCCUCUGCGACCUGGACCGACCUUAGCACCCCCUCCUUCGAGUCUCCUGAAGCAACUUUCAGCUCCAACACUUCGCCUCUCUUCACCGAAAUGGAUGCCUUCAGCCAGUCUGCUUGGCCCUCCCUCUUCGAGGGUGACGAGGCCUCUAUGGACGCUCUCAACAGCUUGGGUCUCUCUCUGGAGAACCCCGUGAAGCAAGAGAUGGCGCCCAUUGCCUCUGUUCCUGCUCAACCUCAGCGUGUCUCCACUCAGUCGAUCUCGUCGCCAAUCUCGGCUACUGGUAGUGCCAAGCCCUCCAGCGUCGCUGGCAUCACUCGUUCUCGCAAGGAGCUUUCGCCAAUUGCCUUCGACCCCACUGACCCUGUUGCUGCCAAGCGUGCUCGCAACACUGAGGCCGCUCGCAAGUCUCGUGCCAAGAAGCUUCAGCGCCAGAUGUCUGCCGAGACUCAGAUUGCCGAGUUGACACGCCAGCUCGAGGAGUCCCGAGCUGAGAAUGCCAAGCUCAAGGCUCAGCUGCAGACCCAGCAGCAGUUCGCUUGA